AUGGGAUCUAGGCAAGUGAUCACGGUUAGACUAGAGGGUAUGGGGCACGGAGCGCACGAGAAAUUGGUGAACGAUUAUUUUUCGGAUGCACCCCUUUACAAUGCCGAGAUUUUCAGACGCAGGUUCCGAAUGAGUCGCCGGUUAUUCACACACAUUGCUGAUGAUUUGGCGGGGCUAGACCCGUUUUUCACGCAACGACCCGAUACUCGUGGUUAUGAAGGGUUAAGCACGUUACAAAGGUGUACUGCGGCCAUUCGCCAAGUGGCGUAUGGGACAGUGGCCGACGCUUUGCACGAGUACUUACAAAUGUCGGCAAGAACUACGCGGGAAUGUUUGUAUCAGUUUUGCCAUAAUGUGGUGAAACUAUAUAGCAAAAAAUAUUUGCGGAAACCAAACGCGUAUGAUGUUCAACAGUUGUACCAAGCUUAUGAAGCAUGA
Messenger RNA from Helianthus annuus (common sunflower), 438 nucleotides. RefSeq lists its product as uncharacterized. The record is from RefSeq and is a predicted model, not a curated record. The coding region runs from base 1 to 438 and encodes 145 amino acids. Lineage: Eukaryota; Viridiplantae; Streptophyta; Magnoliopsida; Asterales; Asteraceae. The transcript is spliced from 2 exons.